This is a messenger RNA of Botrytis byssoidea, 684 nucleotides long. RefSeq lists its product as uncharacterized. The coding region runs from base 1 to 684 and encodes 227 amino acids. The transcript is spliced from 3 exons. The record is from RefSeq and is a predicted model, not a curated record. NCBI's taxonomy places the organism in Eukaryota, Fungi, Ascomycota, Leotiomycetes, Helotiales, Sclerotiniaceae.
AUGACAACUUUGACUUUGUCCGCGAAGGAGACGGAGAUGCUCGUAGCUGUGAUGUCUGAGAUGGGGGAGAUUCCUAGCAAUAUCAACUUUGACCGUGUCGCCUCUCGAGUCAAUGUCAAGUUUGCCAGAAACGCCCGCCAAGGCUUCAAGAAGCUGUUUGAGAAGUUAAAGGAUCAAGCCGGACCAUCUCCAGCUGAUGAGGAUGGUGCUACCCCUCCCAAGACCCCCUCUCCCACCAAGAAAACUUCUCCAAAGAAGAAGGUUGGCCCAAAGAACGGUCCCAUCAAGGCCGCCCCUAAGCCCAGAGGAAAGAAGGGCGCAGUCAAAAAGGAAGUCAAGGAGGAAGAAGUUGAUAGCGGUGAUGAGUUAGCAGAACCAGUAUUGGACGACGAAGAUGGCAAGUCACCAGAACAUAUUCCUUCCCUCAAAGCCGAAAUUCCUGGAAAGAACGCUGUGGUUGGCCCCUCCACUGGAUCUCCUGAAAGUCUUCAGAUUUCAGAUGAGGUUGCUAGAAUGUCUGUCGUCGAAGCCGAAGAGACACUCUCUACUUCCAUUGAAGAGAGUCCUGUUGACGAGCAAGUUGAUCUCGAUGAACAACUCCUAGCUGCCCAGUCUGGUAUCAGUGUUGAUGCUUAUCGACACUGGAAAGCACUCAAUGACUAUACUUUCCUCCAGAAUUCUUGA